AUGGACUGGCUCGACCCUCACCUCUGCAAGCUAGUUUAUUCAUCGGUCGUCGCUGUUGUAUCUAUUUGCGGCCAAUUUACUACUGUUAUAAUGGCUACCGAGCCAAACACUGCUACUGUCGUACCAGUACCAGCUGAGCCAAAAGCGCAAUGGAAUGUAGCAGAGACGAACGCUCUUCUCGAUCACCUAGUCAGCAACAAAUCCGAGCUCAGAGGGAUAUACCGAGAGAUCCAAAACUAUCACAACGUCUCAGGAGCUCACUGGGAUAAUACCAGAGGCGCUGGAAUCGAAGGAAGGACUGCAUUAGAGGUAUUCAAUAACUACGUCACAUCAAGUACGUCCCGCGCUUCAAUGCAGCCAUUUGCCAACAGCGGGUGGAUAUACUACGACAAACUAGCUGAGAUCUUCCCAAAUGGCACUGGCGCUCAGGGAACUCACACAUUUCAUCUGGCUGCUGCUGCAGCUCCAGUACUGGCUGACGAUGAUGUUGAGCCUGGCGCAGAGCAUGUCAUCACUACUGCUGCUGCUGCAACCAUCAUCGCAUCAGCUGCCAGUGCCAGUAAUAACCCUGUUGCUGCUACCAUGGAACUGCCUCGUGAUACCAACUUCAAUGCUUCUCGUCUUCCCAUCUUGCCUCCUUCCACUGUUGCAUCCAGUAUUGGCACUGGAAAACGCACUCAUGAUGAUGCAUCGUGCGACAUGGAAUCAUCAACUCACCUAUCCAGCUAUCUGUCAUUUUCUGGUCCCUUGCCGUCCUCUACCUUGGUAUCAGCACCCCCUCCUGCAAAAAAAUUUGCAGCACGAGGGUUGAAGGUUUCACCUGCCACUGCUGUUGUUGGCAUGCAGGGUUCCAUCAACCGCAUUGGUGACAUUCUCGAAAAAGCCGUCACUGCAGCGCCUGUGCCUGCACCACCACUACCACCUCCUCCACCCCCUCCCCCCUUGGUUGCAACCGCUCUUGAUCGCGCCAUGAUCCUUAUGCAAACCGAAGACGUGGAGGUGCCUGCAGAGGACUUGGGCCGACUGUUACUAAUUUUUACAAGCAAUGAGCGGGCGAUGGAGAUUUAUGUGCAAAGCCCACUGGGACCACGCCGCUCUUAUAUCAAGGCGCUUCUUGAGGCUCAUGCAGCGAAGUAG
Molecule: messenger RNA, 1137 nt
Organism: Suillus subalutaceus
Lineage: Eukaryota; Fungi; Basidiomycota; Agaricomycetes; Boletales; Suillaceae
Exons: 4
Coding region: 1-1137 (378 amino acids)
Source: RefSeq, a predicted model, not a curated record